AUGGCUGACCCCAAGGUGGAGACCCGGACCAGCAUGGACUGGCAGAAACGCUGCCUGGCCCUAGAGACCCAGCUUACCCGGUUCCGCCUGCAGGCCAGCAAGAUAAGGGAGCUGCUCGCCGACAAGAUGCAGGAGCUGGAGCAGAGGCUGCAGGAGGCAGAACAGAGAGCAGAGAACGCAGAGACCCAGGUGGGUGUGAUGGAAGAGAAGGUGAAACUGUCCAAUCUGAAGAAUGUGGGCUCAGCAGGCAGCCUGCACCUGAAGUACCAAGAAUUGCUGAAAGCCGUGCAGGGCAAAGAUGAGCUCAUUGGCCAGCUGGAGGCACAGCUGGAGAAGCAGAAGCAGAUGAGAGCUGAGGAAGCAAAAAUUGUUCAAGAAAAAGCUGCGAAGAUCAAGGAAUGGGUGACACUAAAGUUAGCAGAGCUUGAGAUGGAGAAUCAGCACCUGAAAAGCUAUAAUCAGCGCCUGGUGGAGCAGGUGGAAGCCCUUCAAGAUGCUCUAGAAGCUCUUCAGAUGGUAUCUUCAGAGAAGCUUCUGGUAGCUCCCCAGGGAACCCCAGAGAAGGAUUCUGUCCCUUCAGGGCCAGGAACCCAGCUGAUGAGGCAGGACAGUGGUCCUCAGGCCCAGGAUGCUAUGAAGGCGGCUCUGCCUGCACCUUCUCCAGUUUCUCUGCAGAGCAAGGACUCUGUCCCUACAGGGGGAAGCUCCCCGGGGGAGCUCAGUUCCAUCAUGGUCUGUCCUGGGGGAAUAUCAGAGGCCAAGACCCUUCCACCUCGUCUGAGAAGAGAAGGCUCUUCUGGCCAGCUGUGCGUGAAGACUCGCACCUCCAGACUUGGCUUGUCUUCCUGGGUUGAGGGCCUGGCCGCUGGUCAGGGAGGGUUGCUCCCUGGAACAAAGGCCUCGGCCAGGGAAGAUGGCCCCGGCUGCAGCCUCACCCUCCCGAAGGUGCGAGCUCCCAGCACCCCCCAUGACAGCGGCCAGCUGGCUAAGCGGCACCACAGCCAGCCCCAGGCGCGCCCUGCGCACUUCAGCCACGCGGCGAGCGUUGAGAUUGGGACCCUCGCAGCCCUCCCCGGCUCCGGCCUUCCGGAGGUGGCGGCCCUAGCUGAGCUCCGGGAGGAACCGGAGAAGAUGGAGAUGGAGGAGCAGCCCCCAGGCGGGAGAGAGGAGCAAGGAGAGAGCCCGAAGGCGUCGGGAGCUGAGCUGGAGGAAGUGGACUUGGGAAGCAAACCACCCACACCCCCCUUGCACCGGUUUCCAUCCUGGGAGAGCCGGAUCUAUGCUGUGGCCACGUCAGGCAUGCGUCUCUCCGACGUACCUCUGAGAAGUAAUGCCACCUGCCGUGGUUCAAGGCCUCCCUCCCUUUCGUCCCCAGGACCUUUCUCUGGCCUUGUCUACAAGAACGGCACAGUGCCGGUCUACACAGUCCUGAAGGGGAGAGCCACACAGAUCAGCACCGUGCCCUUUGUGGAUGAAUCCUCUGGGUCCGACGACGACUGCAGCUCUCUGGCAAGUUUCCGAACUUCAGUCCCCUGCUCGGAGGUCAGGAAGACCAGUGGACUAGGCAGCCCCCGGGCUAUCAAGAGAGGUGUCUCCAUGUCCUCUCUGAGCUCGGAGGGCGACUACGCCAUCCCCCCAGAUGCCUGCUCCCUGGACAGUGACUACUCAGAGCCUGAACACAAACUACAGCGCACCUUGUCCUACUCCACUGAUGGGCUGAACCUGGGUGGGGAGUCACUGGAGAAGUCAGGCUACCUGCUGAAAAUGGGGAGCCGGGUGAAGACAUGGAAGAGGCGCUGGUUUGUCCUGAGACAGGGACAGAUUCUGUACUACAAGUCCCCGAGCGAUAUCAUCCGGAAACCUCAAGGUCAAGUGGAACUGAACUCCCAUUGCCAAAUUGUUCGAGGGGAAGGUGCACAGACAUUCCAGCUCAUCUCUGAGAAGAAAACCUAUUACCUGACGGCGGACUCGCCCUGCCUGCUGGAGGAGUGGAUCCGAGUGCUGCAGAGGCUGCUCAAGGUCCAGGCCAUUGGGCCGGCAGCCCUGCCUCAGGGUGGCACCAAGCCCACCGUGAAGGGCUGGCUCACCAAGGUAAAGCAUGGCCACUCCAAGCUGGUCUGGUGUGCUCUCGUUGGGAGAACCUUCUACUACUAUCGGAGCCAUGAGGACAAGCGACCCCUGGGCCACCUGCCUGUGCAGGAUGCACGCAUAGAGGAAGUCGAUCGAUCCUGUGACUCAGACGAGGACUAUGAGGCUGGAGGAACCAGGCGGUUGCUUUCCUCGCACUGCACCCUGGUGAUCCAGCCCCCAGAGCACAGCCCCACCUACCUUCUCAUUGGCACAAAGCAUGAAAAGGAUGCAUGGCUUUAUCACCUCACAGUGGCCGCAGGUGGCAGCAGCGCCAAGGUGGGGACUGCCUAUGAGCAGCUCAUUGGCAAACUGAUGGAUGAUGAGGGUGACCCAGACUCCCCCCUCUGGAGGCACCCCACGCUGUGCUACAGCAAGGACGGGCUGUACACGUCCCUCACCACCCUGCCCUCCGAGGCCCUGCAGACCGAGGCCCUCAAGCUCUUCAAGUCCUGCCAGCUCUUUAUCAACGUGCCUGUGGAAGCCUCCUCGGUGGACUACCACGUGUCCCUGGCCCAGAGGGCCCUGCAGGUCUGCCUGGUGCACCCUGAGCUGCAGAGCGAGAUCUACUGCCAACUCAUGAAGCAGACCAGCUGCCGCCCGCCUCAGAAGUAUUCUCUCACACAGUGCUGGCAGCUCCUGGCUCUGUGCGCCCCACUCUUCCUGCCUCAACACCACUUCCUCUGGUACAUCAAACAGCAGCUCCAGCGCCACGCAGACCCCAGCAAUGAAACUGGCCAGUAUGCCACCUACUGCCAGCGGGCAGUGGAGCGGACCCUGCAGACUGGGGAGCGGGAGGCCAGGCCAUCACGCAUGGAAGUGGUGUCCAUCUUGCUGCGCAACCCCUUCCACCACUCCUUGCCCUUCAGCAUCCCCGUGCACUUUGCCAACGGGACCUACCAGGUGGUUGGUUUUGACGGCUCCUCCACUGUGGACGAGUUCCUCCAGCGGCUGAACCAGGAGACAGGCAUGAGAAAGUCGUCCCACUCUGGCUUUGCCCUCUUCACAGACGAUCCUUCUGGCAGGAACCUGGAACACUGCCUGCAGGGGAGUGUCAAGAUCUGCGAUGCCAUCUCCAAAUGGGAGCAAGCCCUGAAGGAACUGCACUCCAGGAAGUCUGAGGGUGGCACUCGUGUCGUGAAGCUGAUGUACAAGAACAGGCUGUACUUCCGGAGUCAGGUCAAAGGGGAGACAGAGCGUGAGCGCCUGCUUCUCGCCUUCCAGACCAGCGGAGAGAUCGUGGCAGGGAGGUUUCCUGUCAACAAGGAACUGGCUCUGGAGAUGGCUGCCCUGAUGGCCCAGGUAGAGUUUGGGGACUUGGAGAGGCCCCUCCCACCAAGCCCUGGGGGCACACCGCCUCCCAAGGCUCAGCAUCACCUACAGCAGGUCCUAGACAGGUUCUACCCAAGACGCUACAGACACGGGGCACCCCCUGAACAGCUGAGGCAUCUGGUAGAUCAGCUGACUGCAAAGUGGGCAGCUCUGCAAGGCUGCUCCCCUCCAGAGUGUAUCCGCAUCUAUCUGACUGUGGCCCGGAAAUGGCCCUUCUUUGGUGCUAAGCUCUUUGCUGCUCAGCCUGUGCAGCUGUCUUCCAGGGAGAACGCUCCGGUGUGGAUUGCAGUGAAUGAGGGUGGGGUCAGCGUCCUGGACCACGGCACCAUGCAAGUGCAUGUCACUUACCCCUACUCUUCAGUGACGACCUUUGGUGGCUGCCGGGAUGACUUCAUGCUUGUGAUUAGAUCCCUUCCAGACCAGAGCUCUGGAAAAGGCCACACUGAGAAGUUGAUCUUCCGGAUGGCCGCUCCCAAGAUUGCAGAGGCUACUUUCAUCAUGGCCAGCUACAUGAACCAUUGCUCCAUAACUGUGAACCCACGCACCAAGCCACCUGCUGCCCACCAGCCAUGGGAACUGGCUGGACAGUUCUUUGCUCCUGUUACAUGCACUGCCAAGGAGCCAACGUUGCUGUGAAUAUUUCUCCUACCUUUCCCCCCACCACCUGGUGCCUCUGGGGUUGGAGAUACGAAGUGGGGCAUGAUACUACUGUGAUGGGUCUACCACCCUCCCCCGACUCCCACCCUGGUUUGUUCUGUGAAAUGUGAAUUUCUGUAUCAUGAAGCCUUUAUUCUCUAGGUGCCUUAUAAUGUUUCAGGGCCCAACUUUUAAAAAUCCAGACCCAGUAUAAAGACCACUGUUUUUUUCCACAAGAAUACUGAGCUCUGGAUGCAGCCUGCUUCUAGACAGACAGGGGUGUUACUGGUUCCUGAGGGCAUCAGUGCUGUAAGUCAGGGCUUUCCCCGCUGAUACCCUCAGGGAGGCUAAUAUUUUUUAUAUUGUAUAUGGUCCUUAUGUGGGGAUUUAUACUUGAAGUUUUCCCAACAUCCCUGAAUAGGACUAAAAUUUCCAGUUCACCUGAACUCUGACAAAAGCCUAGAACUCGCUAAAACUAGACUUCCUUUCCCAGAUGGGAAAGGUGUUGCCAGAGCUGGAGAAAAAGGAAUAGCCACCCUUCCCCUCUCCCUACCACAAAUAAAUGCAGCUCCUAUCUUUGCAGGACCAGGAGCUCCCCUGCUGAGAUCGUAGCUAUUCUCCCUCACACUGGACUAUAAGCCCAACUGGGUACAAGCUAAGGCAGGGGUAGGUCUAAUCUGACCUCUCCAUGUCUCCUUUUAACUACUGGACAGGGCUCAGUGAAGGCUGUGCUCACUAUUGUAGGACGAGGUGGUUGUCACUGUCUCCCUGCUCUUUGAAAGACCAAGCAAAUGCACUCUGCUUUUUGCUGCUCUGUGAGCCACCAAAGAUGAGUCAGAAGCAGAAGACCCCUCGGGGCUCAUGGGCCUGGAUUCACUCAAGACUUCUGGCGAACUUCCGCUGGGAAUUAGUGUGAGGACAGAGGACAUGUGAUGUCUGUGCCAGCCUAAGAGUAUCAGGUGAAAAAAGUUGAAUGUUGCUUUCACCUUUUGCCUUUCUAAUGAUGCCAGUACCCCCCUGUCCCCAACUGAGACCUUCUGCUGAGUGCAGAGAUGAUCUUUGUUUCCACCCUCCCCUAACAGAAAGACGAAAGAGUUCAUUGGUACUGUGAUUUUCCAACAUUGGAGACUGAGUUUUAUUUCACAGCUCUAAUGCAGUUUUACCAUUUGUCAAUAAAGUGCUGAAAACUGUAUGGUUUUAGCAGUAGCAUCCAAGA
Messenger RNA from Miniopterus natalensis, 5311 nucleotides. RefSeq names its product pleckstrin homology, MyTH4 and FERM domain containing H1 (gene PLEKHH1). The record is from RefSeq and is a predicted model, not a curated record. Gene Ontology annotation, cellular component: cytoskeleton. Lineage: Eukaryota; Metazoa; Chordata; Mammalia; Chiroptera; Miniopteridae.